GGUACUUUGGUUAUUGGAGAUAAUAAUAAUCAGGAACAAAAUGAUGAGGAUGAAGAUGAUGGUACAGAAUCAUUCUAUGCACAUAGAUUUGUAUUAUCAGCAAGAUCAUCUGUUAUCAAAAAGAUGUUGGCUAGUCCUAUGAUGGAGAGUAAUCUUAGCAUCAUUGUAAUGCAAUAUCAUAGUGAUACUGUACGAUCAAUACUCAAAUACCUCUACACAGGGGCGGUUGAAUUGCUGCCCAACAACGUACUCGACAUCCUAGCUGCAGCCGACUAUUAUGACUUGGAAGAUCUGAAAGAGCAUUGUGGAUGGUACUCAAUCAGGAUAUGCAUGGAGGGUAGUAGUGAGAUUGAUAUUUGUAAGAUACUGUAUGCUGCAGAGAAUUAUAGAUUGGAGAGUAUCAAGUUGUUCUGUUUCGAGUUCAUUACACAACAUUCAAUGGAUAUAUUGCUGUCCUCACCAAAUUGGCAUCUGUUAACUGAGGAAUCUGUUAUUGCAAUACUUCAACUUGAGAGUCUACGUGUGCCAGAGGUCGAGAUCUUUGAUUCCCUUGUACGUUGGGCCAAGAGACAAUACUCCAUCCUCAUAGAGAUCACUGGUACAGACAUUGAUGAGCGUGAGUUCCUCAUGAAGAAGUUAGAGAAGCCACUCGAUUGUAUAAGGUUCGCUAGUAUGUCACCUUUUCAAUUGAUCAAUCAUAUUGAGAAGAGUGGAUUGGUCAACAAGGAUAUAAUGUUCGAGGCUUAUAGGUACUUGGCAACAAAGGAGGAACCAAGUAGGAACCAGAUGUGUAGACUUAGACAGGGCGUGAGAGACUUUAAGUUCAAUCAUCUGGGCGAUAGCAAGGGAGUGUUCCACUACUUUGGUACGAUGGAGGAUACCGAGUCCUACGAGUCACCAGCUCUGAGGAAGAUCGUCCGAGUGACCAGCUCCGAGAUGAGCAUUGGAUAUCCACAUACAUUGAUCAACAGGACUCCGACCAAUAUGUACACUGACAAGUCGGUCAAUGCUCACUUCACUGUCGACCUGGGCAGGAAGUAUGUCCUCUGUCCAAACUUCUACUCUAUGCGCUAUGGUGGAGACAGUCAGGGAUCAAUCUAUGCGGCACCCAAGAAUUGGCAGAUGAAGGGAUCUUUGGAUGGUGUGCAAUGGGACGUGUUGGUCGAUCACAAAGAUGACCUGGAGCUGAAACACGGAUAUAGUAUUGGAGGGUGGCCAGUCCAUGCCAUCCACUCAUACCGAUAUCUACGUAUUCAAAUGACUGGACCCAAUCAACGUGAUGGUUCUGAACUAUGUGUAUGUUGUUUCGAGGUCUAUGGCAGAUUGGUCAAGUUGGAGGACGAU
This is a messenger RNA of Acytostelium subglobosum LB1, 1344 nucleotides long. RefSeq lists its product as hypothetical. NCBI's taxonomy places the organism in Eukaryota, Evosea, Eumycetozoa, Acytosteliales, Acytosteliaceae. The record is from RefSeq and is a predicted model, not a curated record. The annotation marks the transcript as partial. Gene Ontology annotation, molecular function: protein binding. The transcript has 3 exons.